AGAUUCUUUUCCAAUCAAUAUACACGUUGUUGCAGUGUGCAUCACCCGAUGCUAUUGCCAGGCUACCAGCAACAAAACUAGAGCACGAUGCAGAGAAGCUUUGGGCAGAAUAUUUUAGAAAUCAGAAACAUGGGAGUUUGAAAGAUUAUCUAGUUCAGUGCUUGGGAAACAAUAAAGAUACUGAAAACAAUAGUUCUCUUGUCCAGGUAAGCUUUCUAGUAUUGACUAAAAUUGUAUUCGGUCAUUUUAGUAUAAUUGUGUGUACAUUGUUGUUGAUGCAUGCAGGCUAUUGUUUUAGCUAAGAAAUGGGUUUGACUACCUCACGGAGGUUCGUUAUGGGUGAUGUCAAUGAACUUGGCAUCCGGUGUGUUAAUCUCUUAAUAACACCCUACCCCUAACCUCCGCAACUAACACCUGUGAGUUGCGGAGGUUAGGGAUAGGGUGUUAUGAAGCAAAACCAAAUAAACUGUUUGGCUGCUUCGUCUCAUUAACAAUAAUGUUGUUUUUCUCCUUUUUCCCUGCAAAUCAUACCACUUAACUCCUGAAAUUUUCCAUACUUUUGAGAUCAAUGAGGAGAUCCACCAUGAAACAGAGGCACGCACCCUCGAUUAAUGAUGAACUUUAGACAUCGCUAAUGCUUUCCUUUUCCCGGAUAUAAACAGCCAAGCGGAAUUAGUACUCUCGCCCCAGGGUUACGCCCGGAACUGCGCCUCAUGCUGUUGACUCAACGACUAAUGCUUUCAUAGUUAAAAAAAUAUUGUUACAGCUUUGUUACACAGUUAUUCAGCAUUAUUGAAAGGCUUUUGAGCCACUGUUGAGCACACAAGAAAGCAAUUGCGUGUCAAGUUGGGGUUAUAUUGCAAGGAUAACUGGCACAGAUUACUGUUUUAAUAAGUGGCGAAUGUAUAUAAUAAUGGGUCACAGCAUAGCAGGAUAUGUUGCACCAUUUGCGCGGUCACUCUUUAGUAAAGUGGCAAUGUUUUCAUAUUUUGCUUUGGCUUAUUACGGUAAUCAAAUCCACAAAGUCAUAACAUUCUUAUUAAUUAUAAAACGUUCUUCUCCAGAUUACCACCCACUCUCGAUUGUUAUCACAAUCAAAUUCUCGGGCCAUAGCGUCAGCCGCUGGGUUUACAGGUUCACGGUCUCGUUGUAUUAGCCUUCAGGAAUUUCAUACAGAGCAACAAUUCAUCAAGACAUUAGGGUAAGUGAAGUUAACGUUACGUAUGGGGAAACGAUCAGGGUCUUAGCUAGGAUUUAAGAUUUUGGGCGUGUCUAGCCAGUUUCUCAGAAUAGCCAAAUGCACGGUUCCAGUUAUGCUUGUCAACAUUAGACUAACGCAUGUAUUCUAAAAGCUCACUCACGCUCACACUCAAAGAGAGCAUGUUUAAUCUCGGCUCUGCUUAAGUGUCAGUGUAGUUUUUGAAUAGCUGAAGGGUGAGUAGUCACAUAGUAAACUACGACACUAACUUUAAAAAAUUGCACUGACACUUACUGUCGAUGCAAUGGAAGUGUUGAUAAAAUAUUGCAUGAAUUCAUUUCCUCAAGUUCAUCAAUUCAUACCAAUUCAAAUUUCUUUUUACUUCCUGUGCGCUUCCUAUUGGUCAAUCGGUUCUGAAACGAAAUCUAAUUGGUUCGUCUAAAAGUAACAGGAAGUUGAUCAAUUUUCUAUGAAAUGAAUUGAUCAACUUGAGGAAAGGAAUUGGUGCAAUAUUUUAUCAACACUUCCCUUGCAUCGACAGUAAGGGAAGCUCAGAUUUAACCUCAACUCUUUGGGUGUGAGUGAACUUUUAGAAUACAGGCGUAUGCCUGUGAUUAUUUUAUGCAAUUCGACAAAUACAAGGCCAACAUGUGCUCAUAUAUUUCAUACGGAGUGCAGGGAUUAAUACAAGCACUUUCCACUUGAGUUUUGAAACUCAAUCUCUCUCCGUAAUUAUAUUUUUCGCAAUAUGCUGUGAAUAUAUCUUUGUUAUGCCUGUAUGUGAAUUUUGAUACCCACACAUUUCCGCCUGAAAGUUGAAAAUAGAGCGAGUACAGAGAAGAGCCACCAAGUACAUGCGCAUGAGAGCUAGGAAAAGUUACUCAGCUACAACGAGCGAGUCAAAUAUUUACCCUCGUGUUAUGACAGAGAAAUAAAAAAAUAUGGUUUUCUUCUACAAUGCUCUUUAUGGUGUCUCUGACCUCAACAUUUACGACUAUGUCUCUUUUGUCACCCACAAAUCCAAAUCUGAUGCUCAGCCUCAAGACUCCUUUUUGCUCAAGAUACUUAUGUCAAUAGAAUUGUAAAAUUAUUGAACAGUGUUUGCAAAGUAGCUCGUCCAAAUAUUUUCUCUAGUGUCAAAACAUUUAAACAUUACCUUUGUAGUUCCUAUUUAAUGUAAGAUUCUAUACCAUAUUUGAUGUAAAUGUGUUAUGUACUUGGUCUAUAUCGCAUGAUUGUCCUUGUCACAGGAGUCAACUGUUUCAUUGUAUGAAUUUUCAUUGGUAUUCAAAAUGUAAACUGUUUAUUCUAUAUAUUAUGUAUGUACUUUGUUGGAAAGGUGCCUUGCAUGAGAAGUGUUUGGGUAUAUUCUUCUGUUUGUUGUAUUUGUCCUACAUUUUUAAAAAAAACGUUCAUUUAGAUAGAGGUUUAAAGCGAAAAAGAAGAAACUGUGGCAAAUGUGAAUAUGUAAAAAGAAGACAGUACUUGAUUGUUAUGUAUUCUUUAACACGCUAUUAAAAACCUAUUUUAAAACGGUUACAGUUGUUCUCAAAAGUGCUGCCUGAAUGCGCGUUAUGUUAUUUCAUAGAAACGAAAUAAAAACGAUUUACAGGGGAUCAAGAGUUUUGGUGGAAGUGAGGUAGUGUUCUCCUUCAAAAACCCAAUCUUCCGAAAAAAGGCGGUAGUAGACUAAAAUGCUUGUAUUAAUCCCUGGUAUCUUUGUACUACCUUUUAUAAUUCAAAUAUGGUUCUCGCUGGAUAACUACUCUCAUUUGUUUUUGCUGCCGUAGCGAGCGAGCGAGCGUGAAGCGAGCGAGCGAGGCAGCAGUCCUAAUCUUUAUGUAUAUGUAUAUAUAUAUAUAAGGCAGAUGAAAUCUCGAUCGUUUUGGUGUAUUUCGUCCUACCACAAUGCACUGCUUCCGGGCCGGCAGGCUAUUCUUGCCUAAUAAACAGGCAUAAGGCAAACAAGCAAUGUGAUCAUCUUUUAUCUUUGGUUUUCUUUUAUGGAUAGCCAUAGCUGACGUAAGUGAUCAAACGGCAUUUUGUCGAUACGCAGUGGUUCGAACGUUAUACGCGGUGGUUUCGCUAUUAUACGCAGUAGUUCGAGCAUUAUACGUGGUGCUUUCGCCAUUAUACGCGGUGCGUUCGCCAUUAUGUGCAGUGGUUCGAGCAUUAUACGCGGUGCUUUCGUCAUUAUACGGGGGUGUUUUUAACAUAAUUUCCAUAUUCUUUCCAUGCAUAUAAUCUCACGAUUGCUUAAUAAAUCUGGUAGGCCUAUGUGGCUGUGCUUUUUGCCUCUGGUCUGCAAUGACAAUGACAUGCUUUUAAAAAGGUUUAUUUAUAAAAAGGUGACUGCACUUUGUGAGUUCUUAUAUAUUAUCAUAUAGUGUUGAUUUAUUAGUAAUAAAUAUGUGUAUAUAACAUAGGUAUAUAAAUUAAUAUAACGCAGCGAAUGCGCGCCAAGCAGUACAGUAUAAACGCGGCUGAAAUACGAUAUUAAAAUCUUGAAUGUGCCGUAUGAUUUAAUUAUGUUUUAGGAUUUAAAGCCUUUAAAAAUGCUUUGUCAUUUGUACUUGUACUGCAUCACAACGCAGUGCGUAAGUGAACAGAUUCCACAUGUGAGGUUGUCUUGCAUAUAUUUUUGCCUUCUUUGAUAAACAUUGUUAAACACGCAAAUUUAGUGAGACGCACAUUCCGACACUCGCACAUGUUAAAUGUCACCUGCAUGUCAUUGUCAUUGCCCUUUAACCCCUGGUCCAAAUCAUGAUUAUUGAAGCGGGGCCGUUUUGAUCUAGCACCGUAUUUGUAGGCAAAUUGCCAAAUUGUCUAUACAAUUUUAUAUACUAGAUAUCACAGCCAUACCUGCCAUUUUGAUCUUUUCCUCGCGUUAGAUAAGUUGAUAAGUACACUCAUUCUUGUUAGCCAUCGCACCUGUUUGGCUGUUCCUCUUUCGAUACGAAACUUCGAGCGCGCCGAGUUAUCAUACGGCACAUUCAAGUUAUGGAUGAUUCCAACGGACCAUUCCUCGAUUAACCAAAAUUUUGAACACAACAAAUCUAGACUUUGCAAUUUUCAGUCAUUUUAGAUUACAAACGGGAGAUGGUUACCACUUCUGUGCGUAAUACAAAUUACAAAAUGACUGAAAAUUACAAACUUCGCAAGGCUAUAUUAUCCGCAUUUUACCACAUUUUGCAACAAAACUUUGGAAUAUUACUAAUUUUGUGAUGCUCUUUCAAGUUGUGAUGAAAUUUUUGUUUAGGCUAGUUAAGAUCAAAAUUUUGGAAAAGUGGUAACCAUUUCCCGUUUGUAAUCUAAAAUGACUGAAAAUUGCAAAUUUAGCAAGGCUAUAUUUUACAACAUUUCGCAACGAAACUUUGGAAUAUUACUAAUUUUGCGAUGCUCUUUCAUGCUAUGAUGGAAUUUUGUCUAGACUUGUUGAGAUCAAAAUUUUGGUUAAUUGGGGAAUGGUGAUUACAAAUAUUUCUUACUCUUAUUCUUUAAAAUAUUAAAGAUUUGGGAACAAUGCUAUACCAAGGCAGCAUUCACUACCCUGUGGGUAAGCUAGUUACCUUCUUCACUUUCAUGUAGAGAAUUCUUUGUUGCACUUGGUGGUUAUGAAGGACUUCUGCUUGUUCAAUGUGAUAAUGGUGAGGCGAACUUCAACCUAAUUGCCUGUUGUCGAUAUCUUGUUGAUGAAACCCGGCGUCGUACACUAGAAGACAUUGAUGUUUCUGUGAAACCUAUCCACAUCAUCUUUAUCAUUCAGUUGCCGAAGAUUGCUGGGGGAUGUCAACAUUUUGUAGGAUUUCAAGGUGGAAAAUGGCAGUCAGUUCAUAUUGACGAGCUUCUUGAAUCAAAUGAGCAGCUUCCACAGAUUGAGCAGCUUGUAAAUCGCGCAGUAAGUGAUCUGUUUCAGCCAGCCUACCCUGCAAGAAGUGAUGAAAUAGAAGACAUUGAUGUUGAUCUUGAUGCUAGUGGUAGCCAAGAACUGCGUGCAGAGAACAUAGAGGUAAAAGAAGAAUGUAGUGUAUAACUAGAAAAUACAUGCAUGCAGAAACCCUCGCCUUGCUGACAAAACCAUUGUAUUUUCCGAACAUGAAGUAUCUAAAGUAGUUGUCACGGUAACACGAUAAUUUUUUAAGAAUAUUCUUACAAAUGAAAAAUCGACUAAAAAUAUCUCUUAAUUACAAAAUUAUCAAUUUCCCAACAUAUAUAUGUUAGGUAUGAUAUAAAACGUAAUUUCAAACACUCAUUAAUAAUUCAUAAGCUUAUUGGCAAAUCAUGUCAACCAUAGUAUGUCACGUGCAGUGGCUUUAAAUCUGAUAAAGCACUCACUCCUAAUUAUUAUUCUUUAUAUAAAAAUACUAAUAAGGCAGUAUCUAUUGUAGUUGUAUCCUCAUUAGUAUUCUUUAUAUAAAGAAUACUAAUAAGGCAGUAUAUCUACUGAAUUUGUAGUCGUGUUUGAAGCCGUUUAAUAAACUCGCAGGUCGUCUUUUAUUGGGUCUAAAGCCACUAGCGCUGCGCGCUCGUGGCUUUAAACCUAAUAAAACACUCCUGCUCGUUUAUUAAACAGUACAUUACCUUCAAUUUAAGGUAAAACUCAACCACAAACGCUUCGCAAAACGUUUUAAAGUGUUCUUUAUAGAACUAAACUGCCUUUAAUUAAAUGACUUCAUCGAUAAAUAUUUAACGUCGGUUCUUUUAGCCGACUCUUUCGCCCUUUUUUUUUCUUGAAAUUUACAAAAUCUUGCAAAAAUGCGAGCAAAAAUGAAAUAUAUUUGCAAGAAAUUUAUCAAUCAUCAAAUCAAGAAAUGUUUGCUAUUUCGCUGUCGUCAUGCAGUCGUUAUAAUGCAAACUUUAAAUUGGACCAAUCACAGUGUUCGCUAAUCAUGACUGUCCGCCAUAUUUUUGAGAUCAGUGAGGAUGACCCCCCACGCACAGUGAGCCACGCCCGCGAUCAUUGGUGAACUUUCGACUUCGCUACUGCUUUCUUUUCCCCGGGUGUAAAUAGCCGGGGGGAAUUAGUACCCUCGCACGGCGCUUCGCGCCGUCGGCUCGGGGAUAAAACAACAGACCAAACAACCUCACGAACACGCGCGCGUCAUUUUGACGCAAGAUAAAAUUAUUAUAACUGUAAAAUUUUUUGUAACUGUAAUACAUCUUUGAUAAUGGCUGAAACGUCAGAAACAAUUAAAAAUUUAAUCUGGAUGAUCGUACAAUAAAUUAAAUUGCUAAGUAUAGUUGUCAACAAGGUCGAUGCGAAAUGUUAUUAAAUAAAAAAUAUUUACAAUAGUAGGGCUAGGAACCUUCUAGAAACCAUAAAGCUUUUGUUUAAGGUCCCUAUAUAGUUACAAUUCAAAUAAUAUGAUAUUAGGAGUUAAUGUACCAGUUCACUUGUUUUCGAAGAAAUUACGGUGAUAUAUUUACAAUAAGCAAAGUGCGUAAAGAUAUAAUAGACUAUAACAACUAUUUGGCUUUUCACUUUGUGCUAAGAAUUCUACUUAUUUAAAUUUGACAGAAGAAAAUGCAUUUCGAAUAUUGGAAGAAAUCUAAUUAAUUUUGCUUGUAUUGCGUCCGAAGAUUAUUCCACACAUCGAGCGUACUGUAUGUUUUUUAUAAUUUGUUCUAGUACAACUUUUGUGUAGCAAUGAUGCUUUUCUUGUGUUAUAAUUAUGGAUUUAUUUUUUAGUUAAAAAAUAUUUAUUAAACAUUUCUGGAAGAUUUUGUAGAUGAAAAUAUCAGAACAUAAUGUCGCCAAAGCCGCAAGCCAUUUACGCUCAUUUCGUUAAAAAGUUAUUAUUUUACAUAAAAAUCAAGUGAAAAAUUCAGUUUUCUUUAUGUGGUUUAUACUAAAACGUUAGACAACUCAGUCUCGUUGUCUCUGAGCGAUUAGUAAUAAAAAUGAAGUUGUGCAUGCAUGUCCAUGAUUUUGUACUUUAUUAAAAGACUUAGUGGUGAUCGAAAAUGUUGUUAUAGAAAAUAUGUAUGGUAUAGAAAACAUAUAACAUAAUUAAAAAAAAAAUACGAUCACUAAAUUGUGGUGAAAAUCAUGAAAAUCCAGUAUUCAAUAUUAUAACAUACUUGGACUAGCGAUUCUUGUAAAUUUUACUUCGAGAGUAACAAUAUACACGUCAACAAAAUUGAGUUUGUGUUAAGAAUACCAUGCAAUGUCCAAGGUGCAAUUAGGGUGUCUACCUAAUUUUCCUUAUUUUUUAGGAUUCUGAUGAAAAAGAGAAGGAUCAGCAAAAAAUUAAAGCGACAUUGUUGUUGAAAAACUGUCUGCAAGCUGCAGCAGCAAGAAUUUAUGAUGAGUCAGCUGAAGUCAACAGAGCCACGAAACGUAUUGAAAUAUUGCUGACAUGGUUGCCCGAAGAUAAUUCACAAGAAACAGGUUUAUAAAUCGGUUAUAUUUUUAUAUAACUGUCAUAUACAGUUAUAUAGUUAUAUAUAGUUUGUAAAGACGUACAGGGAUAGUUCCGGCCAGAUUUGCUAGGGUAUGCUUACCGAGAUUUGGUCAUGUAGUCUGUAUACUCUUGCGUUUCACAAUCAUACUACUAUCUAUUUGUAAUUGGCUUUCCAAAUCCUAAAAAAGAAUUUUAAAGGAAAUUCGAGGCACCCGCCCCCAGUAAACCCAUUCCUGAAGACGUAAUAACUUUCGAAUGUUGCUGAUCAUGCGUAUAAGAACAUUGGCACGCUAUUGAAUAGGGUUAAUUUUAAAUUAAGAAGGUCAUAAAGGACAUUUCGAUAAAAUAACGGCGUGAAAUCUUGGAUGGAAAAAUUUUGAUGGAAAAUGCUCGAACCAUGUAUUCGUAUUUAUAUAGCUAGUAAAGCCCCGUUCACACGAGCAAAUUUUAUUUGACAAAUUUCAUAUGUCAAACGUAUUUUGCUCGUGUAAAUGAUACAUUUGUGACAAAUUUAUAGUGACAAAUGCAUUUGAACAAAAGCUGCACAAAAGCUAGCAUAUCAUAUAAAAUUUGCUCGUGUAAACGGGGCUUAACUACAGUCAGUACCUUACUACCGUAUCAUAUAGAGAGGACCUAUACCUCAUAAAUCUGAUUUGUCCACGUCACCUCCUGAAAACCUGUUAAUAACAUGCUUAGGCAAGCUAAGUAUCCCCCCCCCCCCACCUAUACUUGCAUUCUAUGCCUCUGAGAGUUUUGUUUUGAGCUAUUGUUUGUCUAAAUUUGGCUAUUUUUGGUCUGUUCGUUGUACGUUGAUUGGGAAGCAGGUUAUAUAGGAAUUGUUUUGUUAGUGUCUACUGGGUUUCGCCGCCUUGCAGGUUGCUUCAAUAUUUUGUUGGUAUCUGUGUUUGUUUAAAAUUAGGUGAUUCGUACAGCUUAAAGUGAAAGUGCUUUGAUUUACUUUUCGACAGUGAAUUACCUUAAUUAAUAAUCGAUUAACGUUUAUAUCGUUAAAACCGAAAUCAAACUGGAUAGCAACUAAAUUACAGUUUUAUUAUUUAUUUUUAGAAUUUUCCAAAAUCCUUGCCACCCGCGUUCACAAAUUACUCCAGCAACGAGACGAGAAAUGUCCUGUGAAUCAAAGAUUGUGGUUACAACACGAAGCUCUGCGUCAAGGGCAUCUUCAGGAAACUGGAACAUUCAGAAAAGCGUUAUGGCAGAAACUUUCCUCAAUUAUUUCUCCAAUGUUAUCAGAAGUGAUUGCGUACUGUGAUCAAAAUCACAACCUCGACUUGCUAGGCGAAGAAAAGGAAUGGAAAACAAGAUUGUGGCUAACAAUGAUCAAUGAAGAAGUAAUUACGCCUCUAAGUUAUGAUUCUUUUACUUCUCCCGUAUCGGGUAGAGUAAGAGAAAAGGCUCGUGUUUCGAGUACUGGAGUUGGACAUCGUUUUAAUGCGAAAUUUCCGUUUUCAUGGAUUGUUAAAGAUAUGGUCAACGUUCUUUUGCUAAAAGUUGGAGGUGCGUAUGUUUUGCAAUAGGGAUAUUCGAUGUAACGGGAAUAUAAUACCGAUUUUAUCGGUGUUGGGGCAUUGUUGAUUAGAAAUGAAAAUUCCUUUGUUGAAAUUUGAAUGAAAUUAGAUAUCGAUUUUGAAAAGGGAGAGGCCUGUGCACGAGAGAGUAGACAGAUGUUGUUUUAAAUAACACUGAUGAAAUUUCUACACAUUAACGUAUAGCGAUCGUGUUUAUCCAGAGGUGAAGAACAGUGUUUUAUUGAGAUUUAACACCAAUACAUUAUAGCUUAUUCCGUGAAAAGAUAAAUCAUGACAGCUAUGGAAGGAAAGUUUUGUUUUUAGUGCAAAGUUGCUUUGCACUGUUGUUAUGAGAAAAAUUCAAACCAGUGACCGAUCAAUGGAUCGAUCGAGACAUUUAGAGAAGUUAUAAUCAAAUGACUGUUACAUUUCAGCCAAGCACUUGUUAUUACAUGAUUUGCUCUCCUGCAACAUAGAACAAAUGAAUAAAUACACGUGCUCUCAUUUUACAAUGGCGGGCAUGCAUGGACAAGCGGUAACUAUUGAGCGGCGGUGUGAAAUAUAUUGUGUAGACCAUGCAGAGUGUAUUACAACUGAGGUUGACAGUAUUAUGAGAAAAUCUUUGAGAUUCUACCCAAUAUAUAAAUUGAUGUUAUACAUUAUGGGCAUUCAAUUAAGUGCCGAUAUAUAUUAUUUUGACGUAUAUAGCUUAUUCAUUAUACAGAGAUAGACUAUAGGAAGGAGCGAGACAGUGUUGUUUUCAAAUGUAUAAACAUUUCAGACGUAAAUAUUGAGAAAAUCUUCGAGAUUCUAUCUAAUAUAUAAAUUGAUUUUAUGCAUUACGGGCAUUUAAUUAAGUGCCGAUAUUAUUUUGAUUGUAUAUUCAUUAUACAGAGCUAGGAAGGGGCGAGACAGUAUGAUUUUCAAAUGUAUAAACAUUUCCGACGUGAAUAUUUAGACAAUCUUUGAGAUUCUACGCAAUAUACAAAUUGAUGUUAUGCAUGCAUGUUAUUAUUUAAGCGGUAUAUUCAUUAUACAGCGACUGUAUAAGGUGCUACAGUACACCACUGAAUAGAUGGUUAUACUCAGACACUCGAUAGUACACUGAAACUACACACACAUACAGCACGUGCGUGGCUCGCGUGCGUGUUUGGUUCUCUAAAUAUAGAAUUGAUUAUAGGGUUUAGAGGACAUGGUGGAAAAGACGGAGUAUGGAGUGCGGAAUACGGAGUCUUUCAAAACAGUUUAUUUUUCUUAGAUCCUUUUUUAAUGAGACUCCGCGUUUUCCAUUUUCUGCCCCCAUAUACACUUGCAGUGUUUUUCUUAAUUUGAAAUUUUGCACUAUCCUUGCCACAUGGAUCCCUAGUUUUAAAUUGGCACUAUAAUAUAUGAAAGAAAUCAAGAAGUCAAAAAUCACAUGAGGACUUCAAAUGUUUUUGAUUCCAAUGGGAAAAUAUAACCGCGUGCCUGUGGAAAUAUUUACCCCCAGAUGCUCAUGCGAGUUUACUUGUUCUUUUGUAUCAUUGUGUUAUGGUUUUUUCUGAGUUUAUGUUAAUUUGUGCACGAUCACAGUGAUUGAGCUCAUUGUAUUUUCGUAUAAUGAAGUAAUCGUCCAAUAUGGUAACAAUGAAUAGUAUUUAAUGAAAUUGAGACAAAGGAUUUGUGCACAGUGAGGUUACGUGCAGUUCAACAUCAAACAAAGGUCUUGUAUUUUGUGACUUUGAAGUCCGCCGGGCUUCCAGGACAUUCUAUCUAAUUGACAUAGUGUGCGAGGACCUUGGGAAAAUUCAUGACUGUUGAUAAAGCGUUGACUGACACUUUUCACGCAAGUUCAUAGGUCCACAGCUGAGAAUCGAACGCACAAUCACAGUGGUGAGAAGUCAGUGGUGAAAGGCGCUUACUCUGAUAAUCGCCCCGUCCAAAGCACGUAUAAAUACGUCGCCUGCAUAUCAUGCAAAAUUUGUGCGGCAUAAGACUUUUUAAACUUAUUCUUUUAUCAUUUAUAGCCGAUCCUUCCGAAACAUUGAUCUCAUUAAGAAGUGUUUUUUACUCAUCACCACUUGGGCAAUUAUUAAAGCCUGCAUUUGAGAAUGAAAAUGUUGAAGAAGAAGCAGCAAUGAACUACUUGAAUGAUUUCCUACAUAUGAUGUACAAACCUAUAGUGGAGGGUGAAUUGCAGGUAACUAUGUAGCGAAGAAUGGAAACUGUGAACUUGUGUGUAUCAUACGACUAGCGGAAAAUUAAGGACAAACGUCGACGAUUUUGGGCAAAAGGCCUCUGUCUGAAGAUUAUAGCUGCGGAGUUGGGAAG
This is a messenger RNA of Paramuricea clavata, 11438 nucleotides long. The record is from the annotation of a GenBank genome assembly. Lineage: Eukaryota; Metazoa; Cnidaria; Anthozoa; Malacalcyonacea; Plexauridae.